Eublepharis macularius is the source of this 915-nucleotide messenger RNA. RefSeq names its product zinc finger and SCAN domain-containing protein 29-like. Lineage: Eukaryota; Metazoa; Chordata; Lepidosauria; Squamata; Eublepharidae. The transcript has 4 exons. The record is from RefSeq and is a predicted model, not a curated record. Bases 1 to 915 code for a protein of 304 amino acids.
AUGUCGGCCACUGCUCCUGCGGCUCCACGAUCAGCGACAUGGAGGGAAAAAGAGGUAUUGGACCUCCUUUCUUUCUGGGGGGAGGACAAGAUACAGGAAGCCCUUAGAAGCUCCCACAGGAACUUAGACAACUUUGAAAAAAUUUCCAAAAUGAUGUCCUCGCGUGGUCAUCGGCGCACUGCAUUGGAAUGCAGGAACAAAACAAAAAGUAUGCGGUUGGAGUACAAGCGCGUCAUGGCACACAAUUCCACCUCUGGAAACGGCCCCAUUACAUGUCCUUUUUUUCGUGAGCUGGACAGUAUUCUAAGAGGGGACGCAAGUGUUAAACCUAAACGGAUAGCGCGAAGCAUUUCUUUUGCCCAAGGACCCCCGCAGAUAAGCGCCCCCAGGGAAGUGAUGGAGGGAUCGGAGGAACUCUUCUCGCACGACAUGCAGACGAUAGAUGCUGCACCGCUGUGGUGCUCUUCUCCAAAUCCCAUGGCAGCACCGCAGAACUCGUCAUCAUCCACCGAUGCCAGUGAAGAGGAUCUUGACCGCACCAUAGAUGGACUUGCUGACAAGGAAAACGACACUACAGGUGCAAACGCAAUGGAGGACGACGACAGUGAUUCAGACCUUCCCCUGGGGCAUCGUUCACGCUAUAACACGGCAGACGGGGCAGAUAACAGAUGCCUAGCAGAAGUUUCACCGGGAACAAGACUAUUCCAACUAAGAAACAGGAGACGCAGAAACGCAGCACUCUAUGGAGUAGCCGAUGAUAUGAUGCGCCGUUCUCGAGAGGAGCACAAUGUCCAGGUUUCCCAAUGGCGAACGGACAGAGAGAUGCUGUGCAGUUGGAAGGCUGAUGAGAACAAGAUUCAGAGGGAAUUCUUGGAUCACACUAAAAUGGAGAGUGAGAAGUUUGCCGAGGCCUAG